Messenger RNA from Trichosporon asahii var. asahii CBS 2479, 891 nucleotides. RefSeq names its product ADP-ribosylation/crystallin J1. Lineage: Eukaryota; Fungi; Basidiomycota; Tremellomycetes; Trichosporonales; Trichosporonaceae. The record is from RefSeq and is a predicted model, not a curated record. The coding region runs from base 1 to 891 and encodes 296 amino acids. The transcript has a single exon.
AUGCGUCCUCUCCCGCUCUCCUCCAGAGACAAGCCUGUUCCCCUCACCUCGGCGGGACAAUGGCAGGAGGGCGAGUGGGCGUCUUCCACAGCGAUGGACCUCCCAGUUCUCGAGGCCCUGGUCAAGAAGAUGGACCCGGCCAGCGACGACGGACAGACCUUCAUCGCCGAGCGCUGGAUUAACUGGAGCGGAAAGGGCAUGGACGACCGGCUUAAGGCUCUGUUCGCCGACACGGCCGAGCGGGACGUUAACAAGCCGGACGAGGGCAAGACGGCGACGGGCCCGAACAUGGCCAACGCCGCGCGCAAGCAGGACAUCAAGAAGUGGGGCAAGUCCGACCUCAACCGUGCCCCGGCACGUAUCUCGGCCCUCGCCCUCGGCUACCUCGGCGACGGACAGGAGAAGGCGCUCGUCGACGCUGCCCAGAAGUUGACGGACCUUACGCAACCGGACGAGGACGCGCGUGAGGCGUCCGCCCUCGUCGCGCUCGGCAUUCGCAACACGAUCCUGACCGGCGACCCCAAGUGGUCCGAGGCGAUUGAGUUCCUUGGUCCCAUCCGCAAGAAUGUCUGGACGAGGCGCAUCACCGAUGCUGAGAAGAGCAAGGUCGAGGACUUCAGCGACAACAAGACGUCGCACGGCGCAUUCCAGGCUGCCAUUGCGGCUCUCAACGGCGCGAAGGACGUGCAGGAUGUCCUCGACCGUGCCGUGCGCGGUGGUGGUGAGAGCGACCGCGUUGCCGCCAUCGCGGGCGCCCUGGCUGGAGCCAAGUCGGGGGCGAGCAAGCUCCCUCCGUGGUGGCAGAAGCUGUACGGGUGGCCUACCAAGGUCGACGCGAUCCCCGACCAGGUCAACUCCGUCAUGACCAGGUACGAGUUUGAUGAGGAGUAA